Pantherophis guttatus is the source of this 2986-nucleotide messenger RNA. RefSeq names its product nucleoporin 35 (gene NUP35). Gene Ontology annotation, biological process: NLS-bearing protein import into nucleus; nuclear pore organization. Lineage: Eukaryota; Metazoa; Chordata; Lepidosauria; Squamata; Colubridae. The record is from RefSeq and is a predicted model, not a curated record. Gene Ontology annotation, cellular component: nuclear pore central transport channel; nuclear pore nuclear basket; nuclear membrane. Gene Ontology annotation, molecular function: nucleic acid binding; phospholipid binding; structural constituent of nuclear pore.
UUUCCCCACCGCGGGCAAGAGCGGCACUUCCGCCUCAUUUGAAAGUGACGGGCUGAGGCAAGAAAGAGGCGGCUGCUGUGCACGCGGCCGGUCUGGCAGUGGCUGCUGCUUUCCCGGCGGUGGAUGGCUGCCUUCGCUAUGGAGCUGCCGCUGUCUUCCCCUUCUCUGGGUGCUGAGCCAAUGGCAUUAGGAUCCCCUUCUUCACCAAAACCAGGUGCUGGUGCUCAAUUUCUGCCUGGAUUUCUGAUGGGUGAUUUGCCAACUCCAGUGACGCCACAGCCUCGCUCUUUAAGUGGUCCUUCAGUUGGUAUAAUGGAAAUGAGGUCACCAAUGCUUGCUGGUGGAUCUCCUCCACAACCAAUAAUGCCAACACACAAAGAUAAAGGUGGUGCUCCUCCAGUUAGAAGUAUCUAUGAUGAAGUCGCUAGCCCAGGUCUUGGAUCAACACCUUUGACUUCACGAAGGCCUGCUACCUUUUCUGUAAUACAGAGUCCGAAUGUUGGGUCUCUGCCAUUAACUCCUGGAACAGGGGCAAGUGUGUUUAGUCCAGCAAGUCUUGCACAACCUAGAAAAACUACCAUGUCACCAGCUCAGCUAGAUCCAUUCUAUACUCAAGGAGAUGCUUUGACAUCAGAAGAUCAACUUGAUGACACCUGGGUAACAGUGUUUGGAUUUCCACAAGCAUCUGCUUCAUAUAUCCUGCUACAGUUUGCCCAGUAUGGAAACAUACUAAAACAUGUGAUGUCUAAUACAGGAAAUUGGAUGCAUAUUCGAUAUCAGUCAAAAUUACAAGCUCGGAAAGCCCUGAGCAAAGACGGAAGAAUUUUUGGAGAAUCUAUCAUGAUUGGAGUUAAACCUUGUAUUGAUAAAAAUGUGAUGGAAAAUAUAGAUAGAGGCACUGUAUCAUCCCCAACUUCAGUCUUCACACCUCCAAUGAAAUCGUUUGCUACCCAAGCACAGCCUUCAAGCACACAAAGGAUUUCCACCAUGAGACCUCUAGCUACUGCAUACAAAGCAUCAAGUAGUGAUUACCAGGUAAUUUCUGACAGACAGACUCCAAGGAAAGAUGAAAGCAUUGUGUCCAAAGCUCUGGAAUACAUAUUUGGUUGGUAGUCGAGAAAAAAUAGAGUAAGCUUGGUUAGAACAUAUAAAAGACUGCCUGCACUUCUGGUUAGUUAUAUAACCAUUUGUGAUAGUAUCAGUUCUGCCUUCUAAAACUUUGGCACAGUUACUUGCACUUUAAUCCACAGCUGGGUUUAUACUUGACUCAUAUGUUUAAAACGGUUGCAAUCAAUGUUAAACUUAUUUCUAUAGUAAUUGCAUGAUACAACCUAAAAUGGACAGGUAUACAAUAUGUGAGUUUUUUUUCAAUACAUGCUAAUACCCUUCAUAAUUUUCCAGUUGCAUGACUUACUUUCUACUUCAGGAAAUAACGUAUUUCUUACUGCAAGAUAAAUUCAUGGAUAUUAUUAUACAAAACGACCGGGAUAGAUUUUGUCAAUUUUAAAAUUGAAAGCUGUUCUAAAUAUAACCAUUUAAAGGAACUUUGGACAAAUUGCUUCUAAUUUGGAAGGUGUGCUUUUUAAAAACUAAAUAAAAAUUGUGGUGCUAUUAUUUUUUUGAGCUGAUGGUGGCUUUUGUAAACUAUCCAAAUAUACUAUCAAUGUAUACAAAUACCACUGCCAGUAUUGUUAUGUGGCUUUCUGUGCAUUGGGACACGUUUAAUUGCAUAGAUACUUUUAAAUUUAAAUGCUUUUAUAUGAUAACAAAUGCAUGAAGUGCUUUAUCUAGGGCUUAUUUGGAAGCUUAAAUUUAGUUCUGAUAAUUCCCCUUCUAAAUAUUAUGGAACACUGGUCAAUAUUCAGUUUUACAUUUCCCAUCCUGCAGUAGCUUUACUUCCAGUGUUUCUAAAAUAUACACCAGGAAUUAUCUCAUCUUUUUGAAGUAGAUUUUGGAGGGGUAGUAGAAUAUGUUUUGCUGAUGCUGUUCUGUGGGUGAGAAAAUACAGGAUACCUCUCCAAAUUAUCUGAAUGCUAUUAAAUAUGUCCCCAUUUUAUUUGGUAGUUGGUAUAAGAAUUAUUUAUAUUCUUGUUUUUCAAAUACGUAAAAAUAGCAAGACAAACUAAUAUUACAUACAUCCUGCUGAAUGUUGAACUUGCACCACUAUUUAGUAUCAUAAAUAAAAUAUGUAGUGUUAAGUCUCUUUUAUACCUCACCAUUAUACCAUUUGUAGAAUUCUCAAAACUUUAUACCAAUGCACCAUGUGCAAGUCACUAACAUAACUACUUCCUCUUUUGCAAUUUUCAACAAUAUUCUAUUUUCAAUGGAUUAGUCAGACUCUUGGUGUAGAAUAGAUAAAUAUGACGAAUCACAGAACAGAUCCCUUUGGUUAUAUGGCUGUCUUUCUAGCAGAUUUUAAUAUUCUUAUAGUAUUUUUUAAGUACAAACACUGAUUUACUACAUUUAUAUCCACUUUUUUGUCUAGAAAGUUUUUAUCCUUCAUAUUCUUGCAGCAAUAACACUGGGAGAUAGAUUGGACUGAGAAACAAUAUCUGGCCCAAAGUCAUCCCAAGGACUCCGUGGACAUAUUGGAAUUGUACUUGGGUCUCCAUGCUUCCAGUCCACUAUUGUAUCCACUGCACCACAUUGAGUCCUGUUUGAUGCUGCUAAGAUGGAAUUCAAUAGUAAACAUGAGCUUCAGAACUCUAUUCAGUAGAUAGUAGGCGGUUAUUGAAAGAGGAAGCAAAAAGGAUUUAAACAUAAUUUCAGAAAAUAUUUCUUUCCUGGUUUAUACUGUUUAUUUUCAUCACUAAUAUAUACUUCCAUGCUGAUGGGAUCAUGUUCUUUUUUGUACGAUAUAACUAUUUUUUUUAAAAAAACAUUGUAAAUCUCUUGUAAAAAUGAAUUUGUUCUUCAGAGAGACAGACACCAACACACUUCAUGUAUGGACAUUUCUGCCAAAAUAAAACAUGCUAACCAAAAUAAA